AUGAAGUACUUGGAAAAUAGUAAUCUUCAAUUGAUAGCGGACAAGAUACGGGAGCACUCGAACGAUUGCGAGUUGGAUUUCAAGAUCGAAUCCUACUCCUGUAAAAUGAUCCAAAGCGACAAGCGCUUGUGGAAACGCACGAAUAUCGACGAGCGCCAGCCGCUCUCCCCGCCCGAGGAUUGGAACAUUUUGCAAGCGCCGAUGCCGAUAGGGCAUUCGCAUCGUAUGCGCCACCUCUCCGAGCACAGCGCAUCUGGAGGGUCUGAUCAUGAUAUGGAAGAGGGCUGCUUGGUGGACUCGAUCUCGAAGAGGACGCUCUUCGACCUCAUCGGGGUCCUCAACACCGCCUACGGGGACUAUGAUUUCAACGACCUCAACAGCAAUUGCUUUUCGCGGAUAGACAAUGCUGAGGGCGUCGUCGCGCCGGUCGACCACAAAUUGGCAGCGGCAGUCGAGCACUACGCGCAGCUGCGCAACGACCUCUGGCAGGCCGUGGCGGAGGAGAUCAAGCCGAUGGAGUGCCGUAUCUACAGCGCGACACGGCACGAUUUCGACGCAUUUUUGAGUGUGACGGCCGCUCGGUGCCGGGUGCUCUUUGGCUUCUCGCGCGAAACCGGUCUCACGCACUCGGUUCCGAAAAUUUGCCGGGCGCUGUACUGGUCGACCCGAAACCCCUCUUUUGCUGUGAAUGAGAAUGCGGUGGAGAAC
This is a messenger RNA of Mesorhabditis spiculigera, 708 nucleotides long. Lineage: Eukaryota; Metazoa; Nematoda; Chromadorea; Rhabditida; Rhabditidae. The record is from the annotation of a GenBank genome assembly.